GUUGCUUUAUAGAUGACAAUGGAAUUGAAUUUCCAGUAGGACAACUCUGGUCACUGGGUGAUCCCUGUGAGUUAUGCAUCUGCCAGGCAGAUGGUUCAGUGAGCUGUAAGAGGACAGACUGUUUGGAGAUGUGUCCUCAUCCAAUUCGAAUCCCUGGACAAUGCUGUCCAGAUUGCUCAGCAGGCUGCACCUAUGCAGGGAAGAUCUUCUAUAACAAUGAAACCUUCCCCUCUGUCUUGGACCCAUGCCUAAGUUGCAUUUGUUUGCUGGGCUCUGUGGCCUGUUCUCCUGUGGACUGUGUCGUGUUUUGUACAUACCCUUUCCAUCCAGAAGGCGAGUGCUGUCCAAUUUGUCAUGACUGCAAUUACAAGGGAAGAAAAGUAAUCAACGGACACAACUUUGUUCCAGAAGAUGAACCCUGUGUUUAUUGUACCUGCCAGCUUGGGGAGGUGAGCUGUGAGAAGAAGUCCUGUCCAAACACCUGUACAGAGCCUUUUGGUUCCCUGACUCAUUGCUGCCUGGACUGCCAAAAUAAUGAAGUUAUGCAUGAUUUGGCCUCCCUGGAGAAUAGAUUAGCCAACCCAGUCUUGAAAGACGGGGCAUCAGAGACACCCUUGCAAACUCUUCAAAGAGGCUCCAUGGCCCUGGUGUCCGACAGCCACUGCAGCUACUGCGGCUCCACCCCCAGCAUUGCCUCGCUCACUCCAGAGGUUCAUCCCGAAGCAAGUAAUGCAAGUGAUCAGGAGACUCCACUUAUGAACCCAGCUGCACUAGGGAAUGUUGGACUCCACCAAACCAGACCAGGAGAGGCCAUCAGGUUGCAUCUCAAUGAACCACCAAGUAUCAUCCCUCCUUCUUGGCUAGGCCAUUCGGCAGUUCCUCAGAUAAAGCCAGAAUCCAUUGUACCACUUAUAAAUAACCCAGAAGGCUUUGGGGAUCCUCCUGGCAGAUCAACUGGGUCCUCUGGGACUGAUUCUAGCCCGUCUUCUCUCUAUUCAAGAGCAAGCAGAACCACUGCAUUCCCCACUGCUGCUCCUACUUCCGUUCCAGCCACUCCAGCUAACCUCAGAAAUUCCAUAACUGCUUUAUUUCAGCGUUCAAACACCCACAACCUUCCUCUGCCACCUCUGGCUGAAACAUUUUCUCCUUCAGCCAGCUCCAAUCUAGAUUCUCUUCAAGAGCUUCAUAACAGCCCAACCCACAUAACUCAUUUUUCUUUGGACCAGCAAAAUGUGGGGAACAACUCUCAAUUAUCCCCUAGUGAUGAGAAUACCCUCACUGAUAUAUCUCCAUAGAUUGGGAAGAAUGCCAGGCUUAUUUUGAAUAAGAGGAACAUAACCACUUUAAUCUCAUAAAAACAAGAGCAUCUACUAUAAGAUUGCUGUUAGCUGGUUUUCCCACUAUGUAUUCAUGGCAAUAACCACUUUCCGGCUUCUCAGAGAGCAGGUCCUCUUAGUGGGGACAUUACUUCAGCCCUUGCUUGUGUUGAAGUUCUUACUUAACUAAUACCUCCUUGGACUUAAAAGACAAUAGAAAAACACCUUUUAUUUGGAGUAUCAGUAUAAACAUUCCAGUAAAGCACAAAGAUUUCAGAAUGGAAGCAUGGCAAGUAGUAGGAUCGCAGGCUAAUUCAACCUCUUUGACUGUAUGUUGUAACCGUAAUGGCAGCAAGGGAAACAACAACUUCUGCCAGGAGUCAUAUGAUAAAUUUUUGCACACCGGUUUAAUAUAGAUAUUCUGUUGCUACUUGCAGUCUUAUAUGGAAAUUUCAGGACUGAUUAUGUUGAAGAAAUGUGGCUAGCUUCCAUGAAGUCAGAAAUGUACUAAACAUUGUUUUACAGAACCACUCUGUACUGUACUGUAUACUGGGAUGUACAAAACUGAUUCCAAUCGUGGAAAAUUUCCACUAAAUCCUUUCUUGUUCUGGUUACAGACGUGUUCGUGUGUAUAAAACUCUGCAAUUCAGAUUAUAAUAUGUUGAAACUUGAUUUAUAUGAACAGUAAAACUAUAGUAUCCUAUCUAAAGGUAAAUGUAUUUUUCUAUGCCACAGUUAAAUAUACAUUUCAAAGCUAAGCUUCCUGUGAGAAUUUCAUUUAAGAUUUCUUUGGUGAUGUUUGCCAGCCAGUAAAGUCUUCAGGAAUACUUAGUUCCUGAAAGACUUUGAAAGUUGCGUGCAGCCCAUUCAUAAAACAGGCAGCACGACUGAAUUUUCUCAACUACCUCAAAGAGGUGUCCAGUAAGGGUAUAUCAACUUUUCAUACCUGAAACCAGACAGACUGCUGUUGUUUCCCCUCAUUGCAAUAUCUCUGGGAAUUCUAAUUUUGUGAGAUUUCCAGUGAAGCUUUGUUUGGUACUCAUUUAGGUGCUUCCUAAAAUUCCACAUCUAGCAUCACUGUUCCUCAUUCAGCUUGGGCCUGAUGUAAAUGUGAGCAUGACAUACUGUACUAGAGGAGUGCAGUGCUUCAGUCUCAAAGACACAAAGGUGCUUCAGAGGGCACGAGAGCAGGGACCCAUCACCUGGCUGCAGCUCUGUAAAGCAACAGCACCUUUCCCCUGUAUCAUGUGGCUGUCCUCUGCAGCUGCAGUGUGCGACUGGAAAAAGGUGCAUUUGGUUCAAGGAACUGCUAAUAGUGCUAUGUUCAUGCCUUGACAUGUUCUGGAGCACCUUUUUGCCCUUGAAUCCAAAGGGCAGCACAGCCAUGUGGAAUAUAACUUUGGGCAUUUCCAGUUUGAAAAGGGAUUUGAAGUAUAUCCACAGUGCAUCCUUGGCUGGUGCAACUCCCAUAAGGCAGGUAGAGUCCAGUAUAUCUUCAGCUAUAGCUUUACUGGCUUCUAAGCCUUAGUCAAAUGAGCGUCCCCAGAAAGGGCCUUCUCGUCUGCAAUUUUUGCAGUUGAUACUCCAGAAAGUGCAAAAUGCUACUGUCUGGACAGGCAAAUCCACAUAUUAAGAAGCCAGUGUAGGAGUCUGAAGUGUUUGAUAUAGUUACACACUGUGCCACAGGCCUUCUGAGUGACUUUUGGUAAGGUUCUCAAAGUGAUUCAGUUCAUGAUCUGUCAAAACACCCUACCUCAUAGGGCAUGUGAUGGCUUUGUGCUGGGUUAAAGUUGAUUUCCUCCAAGGAAUCCUGAAAAAUUGAGGAGACUAAAAAUUCACCAAUUUCCUUUCAUGGAACUCCAUUUGUGGAAGGGGGAAUAAAAACCACAUUAAGCCUCAUGUUGCUGUGCCUUGAACUAACAAUGAACUAGGGCUUGAAGUGACAUUGCCUGGUUAUCAAGACAGCUACAUCCUGUUCUCUCACCACCCCUCCCCCCGAUUCAUAGCCAUUCUUGCCAAUGUCCCCUAAAUUAGGGCAGAUUAGGGCACGUUGCUUGAUGCCAUCAAUCGGACAACGUGACCGACCUGCAUGAAAAGUUUUAUUGGCAGAUAUGAGAAACCCCAUUGCUUGUGAUGGCCAUUUCAUACAUGCAGGUUUUCAUUUGGGCAGGAAUUAAAGGACACUUCUGUGUAAAUUUACCUUGGUAUGUUACAAUGUCAAAAUAAAUGCCUAUCUUGUGUUUUUCAUAUAUUGAUAUAAAAAUUUGUGGACAUUUCCA
Molecule: messenger RNA, 3595 nt
Organism: Python bivittatus (Burmese python)
Lineage: Eukaryota; Metazoa; Chordata; Lepidosauria; Squamata; Pythonidae
Source: RefSeq, a predicted model, not a curated record